ACGGGGAGGAUCGUCAAGGCGGGCUGCCCUACGGCGCAGGAGGGGAGGGCCCAGAGCUGGAUCCCAGCCCCGGGCUGUGGCGGGAGAGACGCCCCCUUCCAGACCUUGGUCUGAGAGAGUAGAGCCUGACCUCAGGCUGUGGGGAGAUCGAAGCCCCCCUUCCAGACCUUGGGCUGAGGGCAGGACCCAGACUGGAGGCUGGGGGAGGGCAGAAGAGGCGAGGCCUGGGGCUUCAGGAAGGGAUGGGUGGCAAGGCCCAGGGGUGGGUUGGUCUCUGUCCUGAGAAAAGCAGGACAGAGACCAGCCCACCCAGAGAUGCCCCCCACCCCAUGCUGCCCAAAUGGGGAGACCCUGGGCAGCGGUCUUAACCCAGCAGCCCAAAGGUUUAAGGCCCUGGCUCUCCUCCCCUCCCCUUCCCUCCCUUCCCCUCGCCUGGGCUUUUGACCCCUCCCAGCCCCUCCCCUCGCCUCCACCACCUUUGCCCGGUGGUGGUGACGUUGCGGUGUCUCUGGCGCAGACCAGGCCGGAGGCUGGGGCUGGAUCCUGGCGGCCAUGUUCUCCCUGCUGUCCCUCCCCUCCUGGCUCCCCAGCCUCCCCUCCCUUGAGUGGGGCUCCGGCCUCCUCGACGCCCUCCUGCAAGGUGAGCCCCUCCCCCAUCCCCCUCAGCCCCACCCCCUCCGGGGCACCAGCCCGGCGCAAGACGAACCCCACCCACGUGCGUCUCCCACCGCCCCCUCCUCUAACCCUACCAAGCUGCCUACCCUCCCUACUAACCCCGUCAGGCCUCGUCGGGGCCUGCGGUGUCUCCGUCCUGAACAACCUCCUGAAGGUCUACUUCUUCGUGGGCUGUACCAAUGACCCGGAGCGGCGGCUUGAAAAGGAACGGCUGCGGGCCCAGUGGGCCUCGCUGGAGACCGUGCACCUGGCAGGGCUGGCCCUGAUCCUGACCGUCGUGCAGGUCCGGGUGGCCGCCCUUGUGGUGCUCGAGUUCUCCCUCCGGGCUGUCUCCAUGCUGCUUUCCCUGGACAAGGGCGCCCGGGGCACCGAGAGGCUGCAGCUGUACCUACUGUGCCAGUACUCGCUGGGCUGCGGGCUGACCUGCAGCCUGAGCUUCCUGCAGGAGGGUGCCCCGCACCGCACGCUGAACCUGCUGCUGGGCCUGGGGCUGGCCGCGCUGCUCCGCUCGGGCACCCGGCGCCUCCGCCGCCACGUCUGCCAGCUCUACGAGCUGCACAGUAGCCAGCGCUACUGUGGGGUCUGCCUGGGCCUGCUGGCUGGCGCUUGCAGCCUCCCCCGGCUGCUGGGCCGCGCCCUGGCCGUGACCUUUGCAGUGGGCAACCUGGCAGCCGUGACCCUCCUCAACCGGGACUUCCUGACCACCUCGGAGGCUGUGCGUUUCUGGAUGCCGCUCACCAUCUGCUACGCCCUGCUGGUCAUCUACAUGCAGGAGGAGCGGCAGCAGCAUCCCGGCCUGCAGAGCCAGGCCCAGACGGUGCUGGUACGCAUGUGCGGCCUCUUUCUGCUGCUGCUGACCGUGGGCCGCUGGCUGGACCUCGUGGGCAUCUUCACCUCCCUGCUGGGCGAGUUCUGGUGCCUGCUGGACACCCGCACCCUGUUUGAUCUUUGCCAGAUACAGGAUUUCCCAUCCCAGAGGCCUUCCGCGUCAGCUCCAAGCCAGCCCCGGCCCUCGGCACCUGCCCAGCCGCAGGGGACGGCCCCCUCCUGACUUACCUCAGCAAGGACCUGGAGUCUCUCAGGGCCGCCCAGGCUUACCUGGAGGCCUUGACCCCAGGAUACUGCCUGGCGGCAGGACGGCAAGGCUGCCCCCCACCUGGAGCACUGGGGGCCCCCGGGAGGGAGGAGAGGAUUUGGGGCUGGGCCCCUCAGAGGGUGGGGAUGCAUGGAGGCUGCUGGGUUAACCCUCUUUUUCUCAGGGUGGGCAAUGGGUACAGCCCCUCAGCCCUGCCUUCCCGGAGCGUUGGGGGGUGGGGAGAGAUUGUAUCCUCAGAAUGGCUUCCUCCUUUACCAACCUCCCUUGCCCUGUCCACAGACAGUAAAGGUGAUUCUCUCAGAUUUGUCUCAGAAUCAUGAACACACAGAGAGGUGAAGAGGCUUUCCUAAGGCCACAGAGCUCUCUGACUGAGGCAGGUUCCUGGGAUAUGGGCCAGCUGGGUCCCUGGGGUUCAGGAAUUUACUAUUGUUGUGGCUGAGGACAUGACAGGGAUGCAGUGGCAUGGAUGGGCACGUGGUCUGGGACUCAUCUGCUUCUUGGGUGGAUGAUGACCGCAUCCUGUCCCAUCCUAGGCUAAGAAACAACUGGAGGGAGUAUGAUGCCUAGGCCUCUAUUGGUGCCCUUGGUCCCCAGCCUCUGACCCUGACACGAGGAUCCUUCCCGUCUCAGCCCUGUUCAGCCCUGUAUCCCCUGCAGGGCCCAGCUCAUGAAGGCCACAGAGUAUAUGGAAAAAGGUUGGGUACCAGCUCCCCUGCUUACCUGCUGUGUGGCCUUGGGUAGGCCACUGCCCCUCUCUGAGCCUGUCAGAAGAACAACUACCAUGUGUUGGGCACUGCGCUGAGCAUUUUUAUUAUCUCAUUUCAUUUUAACAUCAGCCCCAAGAGGCAGGUACUCUUAUCCCUUUUUAAAGUCAGAAACCGAGGCUCAGAGAGACUAAGUAACUUGCUCAAGGACACACAGCUAGUUAGUGGCAAGACAGGAUUUGAAUCAGGUAGCCUGACCCGCAGAGUUCAAGUGCUGUGCAUGUUCCCUGCUCCCCACUUCUUGUUGAAGAAUUGGGGCCAGGGAAACUAACAGAGGUGGGCGUAAAAAAUAUGGCAGGUCCAUUCCUGGUAGGUUCUGGAAUGUUGUUCCCACCACCUUCUGUCCAGGUUAGCCUGAGGCUCUACCCACACCCAUGUUCUCCUGGCCCAGGCACCCAGCCCACGAGGUAGUUUGUGUCCAUGGGGAUUGAGGGCCCCAACUCAGAGGCCCUUUCCCAGGAGGGACCCCAUAGAGCAAAGGAGACUGCCAGCCAGGGGACUUCCAAAGGGGUUGUGAGGGUCAGGUUGUCUGGGAGAGGCAGGGGAGGCACCAGGGAGGAGGUGGGACCUGGAGAAGGUUCUUUGAGGAUUCCAGGCUCUAAUGGGUCCCACUUCUCAGCAAAGCCCACCGUGGUCACCCGAAGUCUACUGCUUUGGAGCAGACAGAGUCUGGCCUAAGAUUCCACUCCCCACCCUGGGUGCACCUGAGAUAUAGGGACAGGCUGGCCCCAAGGCCGGACGGGGCGGUUUCAGCUCAUUCCUCCAGGAAUGGCCACCAACAGACAGUUCGAACCCAACUUCUGAUCCCCUGCUCUCCAUCCCAGCCCCAGGAGGGGCCUUUCAGCCCCAGAGUAACUGAGGUGGGGGAAGUGCCUGUGGAUGCCCCUCCCCCAAUACAGAACCCAGCCCCCCUCUGCCUGGGAGUGUGCUUGGUUCCCUCUGGGCAGGAAACUUGCCCCAGUCUAGGAGGAAAUGGCUCAGUUAGGUGAGCACAAGGCCAGCCCCUUGCCAGAGCCAGACUGGACACCGGGUUCCAACUCGGGCCUGAUGUUUUUGCUGGAAGGUUCCCUGGCCUCCCAGCCCCCCACACAGCCCGGGACCUGGUGGGGACAGGGCUGGGAGGAGAUUGGACUUGGCAGUCCUUUCCUUUUUAUGGGCACAGGGACUGUUUUCCAAACAAAAAUUGGGCCACGUGGGCUGGAAUAGUAUUCUUUUCUUAUCUAUUAAAUUAUUUUUGUGAAGACUCUGACAAGGGUAUAAAAAUUAGAUCACUCUAGUGAGCCCUACCAAACAAAGAGAACUAGGCCUGAAGUCCAGAGGGCAGAGGAAAUCGAAAAGGUACGGUCUGCAACAGGGGCAUGAAGCUGAACUUGUUCUGCCACGCACCAUGAGAUCCCAAAUCCUGGGCCCGAAACAACAUCCUUCUGAAGACGUGGGAAACCCGAGCCCCAGUCCCUGCUGAGAGGGAACGGUACCUCUGGAGCACCUGGGAUUGGGGUGAGCCUUCCUCCCUCCUGAGCCCCUGCACCUGUGGGUUUUCUGAGCUAUGGCAUUGUCCCUCUUGAUGUCCUGCAUUCCUUCCCCUAUUACUGAACAUCUGCAUGGGGCGAGGCUCUGGGGCAAACACUGGGGAUGAGCAAGAUGCCCAAGUAGCAACUGGUGCUGGAAAAAAAAAAAAAAGUUGGGCCUGGGGACAGAGUGACGGGGGUGAAGGAGGGUGUAUUUGUCAUCUACAGCUAUGUAGCAAAUGACCCUGAAACAGCAGCGUAAAGCAACAGACACUUAUCGUCUCACUUUUUCUGGGGGUUGGGAAUCCAGGUGCAGCUUGGCUGGGUCUUCUGGCUCAGAGUCUCACAGGCCACAGUCAAGGUGUCACCUAAGGCUGUGGUGUCAUCCUAAGGCUCGACUGGAGCAGGAUCCACUUCCAGCCUCACUCACAUUGCUGUCGGCAGGAUUCAGUCUAUCACGGGCUAGUGGACCGAGGGGCUCAGUUCCUCUCUGGCUGUUGGCCAGGGUCUCCCUCAGUUCCUUGCCACGUGGGCCUCUCCAUAGGGCAGCCCACGACAUGGCAGCCAGCUCCCCUCUGUGAUGCAAGUCAGGGAGACAGACAGAAGAUGAGCAGGACAGAAGUCACCGUCUUUGUAACCCCGUGUUAAAAGCGACAUCCCACUCUUCUGCUGUAUUCUGUUGGUUAGAAGCAAGCCGCUGGGUCUAGCCCACCCUUUAGAGAAAGGGAUUACACAAGGGCAUGGCAGAGGGUGGGGGUUCUCAGGGGGCCGUUUUAGAAGCUGCCUUCCACAGAAGGCUUCUUUGAGGAGACCUGAAUGGACUGCAGGAGCAGGCCAAGCGGAAAGCUGAGGGAAGAACACCCCAGGCUGAGAGAACGGCACGGGUAAAGGCUCUGAGGUGGGAACAAGCUGGGAGAAUCCAGGAACAGCAGGAAAUUUAGCAUGGCUGGAGCCUCACAGAGAGGAUGGAGUGGCGGGAAUGAGGUCACAGAGGUGGGCAGGGACCAGAUUGCUCAGGGCCACAGCCAGCAUUAGGAAUUUAUUCCCCUGUGACGGGCAGCUAGUGGAGGGUUUGCACAUGGAGGUGACAUAAUCUGACUUUUACGUUUUUAUUUUUUAUUUUAUUAUUAUUAUUUUUUUUGCGGUUCGCAGGCCUCUCACUGUUGUGGCCUCUCCCGUUGCGGAGCACAGGCUCUGGACACGCAGGCUCAGCAGCCAUGGCUCACGGGCCCAGCCGCUCUGCGGCAUGUGGGAUCUUCCUGGACCGGGGCACGAACCCGUGUCCCCUGCAUCGGCAGGCGGACUCUCAAACACUGCGCCACCAGGGAAGCCCUGACUUUUACGUUUUUAAAGGAUUCCUCUCCUUGCUGUUUUUAGAAUAGACAGUGUAGGAACAGUAAACCAGUUUGAAGGCAUUUGAAACAACCCAGAUGAGAGCACGGGGGCUUGGACCAGGGUGGUGGCUGUGGGGGUGGCCAGGAUGGUUGGAUUCUGAACAUGUUUUGAGAGAUUGAUAAGAUUUCCUGGUCAAUUAGAUGUGGGCUUGAGAGGAAGAGAGGAAUCCUGGGAACUCUUUGAUUUGGGACCUGAGCAACUGGGUGAAUGAGAUGAGGGCCUCCAGGGUCAGAGCAGGGUUACCUCAAGCAGGUGUGGUCAGCAUCAGUGGAGGGUCCAGGUGUUGUGAAGGGUGUGAUGUGGUCUGGGGUUCAGAGAGACCUCGCUGACAAAGAGCUGCAGAAACCAAUCCUGAAGGUUGAGGGGGAGUUCCCAGGACAUGGGGUGGUGGUGAAGCCCAGGCAGGUCUCAAGGCUCCUGAGUGGCCUGAGGGAUGGAGGAGGGGUCGGGUCAGUGUGGCUGGAGCCCAGGAGGCAACGGGCACAGUGGUGGGAGAUGCUGUCACAGAAGUGGGCUGGGGCCAGAUCGCCAGGACAGGGGAAGGGUUUCGUGUUUUCCCUAAGAGCAGCGGGAGCCACAGAAGGGGUGUCGGGGCGUGUGAUGAUCACGUGCUGCUUUAGCGAGAUGGCCUGGCCGGCUUGGAGAGUGGAUUGCAAGGAGUAAGAGCAGGGCAAGUCCAAUUUUAAGGGUCUCCUUUAGGGACUUCCCUGGUGGUCCAAUGGUUAGGACUCCACACUUCCAAGGCAGGGGGCGCAGGUUUGAUCACUGGUCAGGGAACUAAGAUCCCACAUGCCGCAUGGUGCGGCCGAAAAAAAAAAAGAAAAGGUCCCUUUUAGAAAAAAGCAUACAAAAUUCAUAUGAAAGUGAAUAUUGAUUGAGAAUGGGAAAGAAAAGCAGGACGAACUGCUGGAACCCUGGAGAUGUGGGUCCUUCUUCUGACAUCUCUGUGGGCAGUUUGCCAGGAACACUUAGAGAGAAAUGUGUCCUGAGUGUAACCUGGCUGCCCCUCCCUCCUACAACACUUCAUUACUUCCAGAGACCCCCAGUCCUCACAGGGGCCGUGCAAGUGAGAGGCCUGAGCAUAAGUUUCAUUAACUUCACAGUAAGCCCACCUCUGCGGAAGAGAGAAGCGGGGAGGCCGGCGAGGGGCCCUGGCAGGGUCUAGGCCACAUUACACUUCAGCAAGGAGGCGUCUCAGGGAUGGGGGUCCUCACUGCCAGAGAGCAGUGAGGUGUUGGAUAGAUGCUGGUGGAGGCUCGCAGUGAAGCGGGAGCUCAAGGAGGGGCCUGGGUCGGUGGGGGAACGGGGCUCUGCCCCCGGCAAGCAGCCGAGGGCUUGGGACAGGCUCAGGGACCCUCUCAAGUGAGUGAUGCCAGGACUUCCUUUCCUCUGUCCACAGAAGGGGCUCUGACCUUCAAGGCCUGGGUCAAGGACGGGCCUUUCCAGCCCACUGAGACUCACGCCCCGCCAUGGCCACCCCACACGUCCCGCCCCUCAUCGUGAAGGCUGUGCGGGUGUGCCUAGUUGAGGGGGGGCUGUGGGAACUGGGGGGUCCAGCCAGAGCCAGCUCAGGACACUGGACCAGGAGGGGAUUAAGAGCCAGACGUUGUUGUCACGGCCAGGUCUAGAGGCUGGGCCCUGCCUGGCCCAAGUGGACACAGGCUUGGGGGCCUGGGAGUGGGCAACUCCAUGCGGCUAUGACUGUGGCUUGGUUACUCCCUACUUGGUUUUUGAAUGUUUCCCUACACGCUUGGCCUGUUUAGUAAAAGGGCUUGGAGCUGGACUACAUGGGCUUGAAAGAAGCUUCCUAACGGAGAUGACCCUGAGCAAGUUGCUCUCUCUGUGCCUCAGUUUCCCCACUUGUUGAGAGGACUGAACAGGAUGAUGGACGUAGGGCACUUAGACCGGAGCCUGACUGUGGCCUCUAGGGCCCUCCGCAUCGCCCCCUCCCCACAAGGGACUGCAACUCAGUCUCGGCCGAGCCCUUCUGGUGUGAAGGGUCAGUGAACACGCUGAGUAAGAGGGACUGGGAAGGAGGCACCGGCUCAGGCGGCAGAAGCAGGAACGGAUCUCCACGAAGCAAGAGAAGGAAGAGGUCUCCCGCCUCCCCGUUUUGUCCACCAGACUGCUCCCCGGGUAGAGGAAGAAGAAGCAUGUUUGCAUUUUAUGUGCAAAGAGCUGCGUGAGGAAUUGUAAGCCUGAGCUCCGUAUUUUUCUUGCAUUAUUUUCCCCCAGCCUUCAGGACGACCUUGUAAGGAGUUGAUUGUUCUUUUCUCUAUCUUCCCAGAGAACACUCAAGGUUCAGAGAAAUUAAGUGACUUGCCCAAGGUCACAGAGCUAAUAAGUGGGGGAGCCAACAUCCAAAUUCAAGUGGGUCUGACUCCAAAACCCAGGCUUCUUAACGGCUCACUACCCUUUACUACUUCUCAUAUGAUUUGCAUAUGCAGCUCCUUAAGACCCCCUACUCUUACUCCUGCAUUUCAUCAGAAUUACUGAGACCCUACUAUGUGCCAAGCACUGUGCUGGGUGCUGGAGACAUGGAGAAUAAUAAGACACAGCCCUGCUCCCCGUUUGGUGGGUAAAGCAUAUUGGUUCAACCCAGCAGCCUUGAAAUGAAUCCAUAGGAUUGACGUGAGUCCUGACACCUGGAGUAAUCAGAGCAGGCUUCUCAACAGUGGUGACAGUGGUGCAGAGUUUGGAGGAAGAGAUGAUCCAGACCCAUGGAGUCUCACCAAUAUUCCUCAUGACUUUGCUUUAAGCCACAGAAAUAGUUUUAACUGGUUGAAGAAAAAUGAAGAAAAAAGAGAAUGCAUUGGCUCCAGAGAUCCAGAGGUAGGACUUCAAGCAUGGCUGGAUCCAGCAGCCUAAGUGAUGUAAUCAGUUAUCGCUCCUUUUUUUAAAAAGUAAAUUUAUUUAUUUAAUUUAUUUAUUUUUGGCUGCAUUGGGUCUUCAUUGCUGUACGCAGGCUUUCUCUAGUUGUGGCGAGCAGAGGCUACUCUUCGUUGCGGUGUGUGGACUUCUCAUUGCAGUGGCUUCUCUCAUUGCAGAGCACGGGCUCUAGGCGUGCGGGCUUCAGUAAUUGUGGCACGCGGGCUCAGUAGUUGUGGCUCGCAGGCUCUACGGCGCAGGCUCAGCUGUUGUGGCGCACAGGCUUAGUUGCUCCGCAGCAUGUGGGAUCUUCCCGAACCAGGGCUUGAAUCCGUGUCCUCUGUAUUGGCAGGCGGAUUCUUAACCACUGCACCACCAGGGAAGCCCAUUAUAGAUUUGGGUCUCCUUCUCUAUCAUCUUUGCCCUGCUGUCGUCUGUCUUGGUCCAAGUGUUGGCAUAAAUGGUGCCAAGCUUGCAUCCUGUCACCCUGGAAAAAUACUGCCUCUUUCUACAUAGUUCCAGCCAGGCACUGAGAGUGGGAGUGAGCUUUCCCAAAGAGAAAUUGGGUGCUGUUACCAGAAUCCAAGAAAGUGACGGUAACUGACAGGAACCACGAUGUCCCUUCAAUUCUCCAGCAGA
Molecule: messenger RNA, 8945 nt
Organism: Orcinus orca (killer whale)
Lineage: Eukaryota; Metazoa; Chordata; Mammalia; Artiodactyla; Delphinidae
Gene: TMEM82
Product: transmembrane protein 82
Exons: 5
Coding region: 341-1726 (461 amino acids)
Source: RefSeq, a predicted model, not a curated record